This is a messenger RNA of Ricinus communis (castor bean), 4386 nucleotides long. RefSeq names its product receptor-like serine/threonine-protein kinase ALE2. The transcript is spliced from 16 exons. The record is from RefSeq and is a predicted model, not a curated record. Bases 338 to 3784 code for a protein of 1148 amino acids. Gene Ontology annotation, biological process: protein phosphorylation. Lineage: Eukaryota; Viridiplantae; Streptophyta; Magnoliopsida; Malpighiales; Euphorbiaceae. Gene Ontology annotation, molecular function: protein kinase activity; ATP binding.
AAAAACAAUUUAUGGAUUUGUUUUAUUUGUGUUUAGCUGUAACAUGUCACUGAAAACUGUUUAUUCAGUUUCAAAGUUGAGAGUUCUUUUUGCUUUUUUCUUUUUUGGUUCAGAGACAAACAUAUUUUUUUCUUUAAAAUUAUGGGUUUUGAUUAAAUUACCUUGUCAUUGCAUUUCUUGCACUGUUUGUUGGCCUCAGUUAAUCUAACUUAUCUUUUGUUUUUACUUCAAGCUUCCUUUAGUAAAUUAUUAAUUUUUGCUGUUUUCUUUACCAUGUCUUGAACAAUUGAAGUUCUUUAUAAUCCUUAAAGGGCUGUGAGAUUUGGUGAUUUAUGGGAUGGGUCAGGUGGUGCCAGCAAUUCUUCAGCUGGUGAAAUUCGUCGUCAUUGGCAUUGUUUUCAUUCUUCAUGGAUCUACUGGAUACCAUAUCUCUCCUUCUCCAGCAAUCUUUUCUGAGACUGCUCCUACAGAAGGAACACUCACUCCCUUUGAAAAGCCAUUGACAAGCAAUGUACUAGGCUCAGUAUCUCAGCCAAAUGGUUUACAUUUACAUCCUCCACUGGCAUUACCACCACCCAUGUCCACUCCAUUGCCCCAGGAAUUUAAAGGGCUCGUACCAUCCCAUUCACCUAGCAGUCCAGUAGCAAGGCUACUGCAUAAUACUGCUCCCCCGCCAUUAAAUUUUGAAGGACAUGCACCACCUCUGUCACUGAGUAUUCCAACUGUCUCUCCACCAUAUAGUGCAGCACCUCCACCCUUAAUUGUUGAACAUGAACUGCCCAUGCCGCCGAAUGCUUCUCAAAGAAAGGCCCUAGGUAGACAGACUCCUGUACCUGUACCAGUUGCUGCACCAUCAAACAAUUUGUCAUAUGAUUCACCAAUGCUUCCCCCAAUUGCACCUGAGACAUCACCUAUCAUCAACCCAAGUCCACCUGAAAUUUCACCGCCAAGUGCUCAUCAUAAUAAGAAUAUGUCAGUCACUGGGACUCCUAUAACAAAGUCAAUUGCACCAGUUGCUUCUCCACCGAGAGAAUUGAGACAAAACCAGCCAUCAUCCCAUCUGAUUGCUCCUACGAAAAUGCCAUUUGUGUCACCUGUUGUAUCACCAACAAGAGAGUUGCCACGGCAUUCACCAUCAGUUCUCCCUGGGGAACCACCUGCCAUAUUACCAGUUCCUGACGUCUCUCAUGCAUCAAGUCCUCCCACAAGCAUUGACCGGAAAAAAGAUAGAAGUCCCAUUGCUGCACCACCAGAUGAAACGCCCAGUCAUUUACCAUCUGCGGACCAUUCCCCAACCAAAGGUUCAUUUUCUGCUGUAGCUCCUUCAACACAUGAACCCACAGGGUACACCAGUUAUGGUCUUGUUCCAUCUUCGUCACCUCCAAACCAUUCUCUGAGUAAAGGGAACCACACUUCAGCAUCUUCGCCUUCUAUUCCAUUUCAUAAGCAGAACCAUUCAAGGACCGACUUUAGUAGUCCUGCUCCUGCAUAUUCUCCUCCAUCAAAACAGCAAGGUCCAGUUGCAUCUCCAUCAUUUCUUCCAACAAGCAGGCGAACACAUUAUGCUCCUCCACCGAUUAGUCCAGGAUCAUCAGCUUCUCCAUCACAUUUCCAUUUUCCUAAACCUGUGAUCAAUGUCUCACCUGCUCCUUCACCAUCUCCAACAGCAGCAUCUGGCUGGACCAAAAUGCCUAUUCUUUCGCCUGAAGUUUCUCCCUCUGGUUCUUCACCAAGGAGUCCUAAAAUGCCCCCUCGGCCGCCAGUACACGCAUUACCACCUCCACCUCCAAAUGAAGAUUGUUCAUCAACUGUUUGCGUGGAGCCAUAUACAAAUACUCCACCUGGCUCUCCAUGUGGCUGUGUCUUGCCCAUGCAAGUUGGACUUCGCCUUAGUGUUGCAUUAUAUACAUUUUUCCCUUUGGUCUCAGAGCUAGCUCAAGAAAUUGCUACUGGUGUUUUUAUGAAACAAAGUCAAGUUCGAAUUAUGGGAGCCAAUGCUGCUAGCCAGCAACCAGAGAAGACCGUUGUCCUCAUUGACUUGGUUCCCCUUGGCGAAAGAUUUGAUAAUACAACUGCAGUUUUGACUUUCCACAGAUUCUGGCAUAAACAAGUAGUAAUAAAAGCCUCAUUUUUUGGUGAUUAUGAAGUAUUAUAUGUACGGUAUCCAGGUCUUCCCCCAUCGCCACCGUCACCUUCUGGCAUUACUAUAAUAGAUGAUGGGCCAUACUCUGGCAAUAACAACAAUGCAAGGACAAUAAAGCCUCUCGGGGUUGAUGUGCACAAAAGACACCGAAAAGAUGGGCUUGGUGCUGGCAUGAUUGCUAUUAUUUCUCUGUCAGCUUCUCUAGCACUAAUUUUAUGCUCUGCUGUUGCUUGGGUUUUGUUGGUUAGGCAUAGGGGUCGGAUGAGUCAACCAACACCAACUCCACAGCCUUUGCCACCUUCUGGUGCAAAACCAUCAGGUACUACUGGAUCAGUGAUUGGAAGUGGUCUCAGUUCUGCUUCCUUGUCAUUUGGGUCUAGUAUUGCGCCAUAUACAGGAUCAGCUAAGACCUUCAGUAUAAGUGAUAUCGAACGUGCUACAAAUAAUUUUAAUGCUUCAAGAAUACUUGGGGAAGGUGGCUUCGGGCGUGUUUACAGUGGUGUUCUUGAAGAUGGGACCAAAGUGGCAGUGAAAGUUUUGAAAAGAGAUGAUCAUCAAGGAGGUCGAGAAUUCUUGGCAGAGGUUGAAAUGCUUAGCCGUCUUCAUCACAGAAACUUGGUCAAGUUGAUCGGGAUAUGUACAGAGGAGCGAGCACGCUGCUUGGUGUACGAACUCAUACCAAAUGGCAGUGUGGAAUCUCAUUUACAUGGGGCUGAUAAGGAAUCUGCUCCACUUGAUUGGGAUGCACGGAUCAGGAUAGCACUUGGUGCAGCUCGAGGACUAGCUUAUCUACAUGAGGAUUCGAGUCCCCAUGUCAUACACAGGGACUUCAAGUCUAGCAACAUCUUGUUGGAACAUGAUUUCACACCAAAAGUGUCCGACUUCGGUUUGGCUCGAACUGCCAUGGAUGAGGACAACAGACAUAUAUCAACACGUGUAAUGGGAACAUUUGGGUAUGUAGCUCCAGAAUAUGCCAUGACCGGCCAUCUUCUUGUAAAGAGUGAUGUAUAUAGCUACGGUGUAGUUGUUUUAGAGCUCUUAACUGGUAGAAAGCCAGUGGACAUGUUGCAGCCACCUGGUCAAGAGAAUCUAGUUGCAUGGGCUCGUCCCCUUUUAACAAGUAAAGAAGGGCUGGAAAUAAUUACAGAUCCAUCUCUAGGACCUGAUGUCCCUUUUGAUAGUGUAGCAAAAGUAGCAGCUAUUGCUUCAAUGUGUGUACAACCGGAGGUAUCAAACCGUCCAUUUAUGGGCGAGGUUGUUCAGGCCUUAAAAUUAGUAUGUAAUGAGUGUGAUGAGGCAAAAGAAGUGGGUUCAAGAAGUCCAAGCUGGGAUAUAUCUGUUGAUAUGGAUGCCGAAGCCAGUGCAGGAUCAGGACAUAUGCGAGAUCCUUUCCAGAAUCGAACUAUAGUACCUAAUUAUGAUUCUGAGCCAGAUAUAGAGAGGGGACUGUCAAUGUCUGAUUUGUUCAGUACAUCGGUAAGAUAUGGAAGGCAGGCAUCAGGAUCAUUUAGGAGAUACUCUAGUUCAGGUCCACUAAGAACAGGGAGGGGCAAGCAGUUGUGGCAGAGGAUGAGGAGAUUGACAGGAGAAAGUGUGAGUGAACAUGGGGGUAUCUUCAGAAUAUGGCCAGGUUCACAUUGAAAACUAUAAUAUCAUUUUUGUCAAUACUGACACAUUCAAUUUUUGAAUAUUAAAUUCUUAGACUUCAAGCUUGGAUUUAGUCCUCGCAAACAAGAAUGAGUCGCAUGGAGUUAGUCCUCCAUACAAACAAGAAUGAAUCGCAGGAGACGGGAACUAUGAAAUAAGUGAAGUUAACCAGGCAUGCAGGUGUUCAAGGCCAUGACAUCUGGGCGACUGCCCAAUGAAUGUUUUAAGUCAUGGAAGUCACCACAGUGCACAAAAAGAAUUUGCGCAGUCCUUUGAGCUGGGAAAAUGGCGAAGUUCUUAAAUAGGAAUGCUGAAAUCUGAAGGCAUGACCAAGACAACUUAAUGACCUUGAAAGUAACAAAGGUAACAGGAGAUUAGACCAUUCUGGGCUUUCACUCUUCUAUACUGAAAUUUGAGAAGAAGUGGCAGAGUUGUUGUAAUAAAACAAUGAAGUGGUAAAUCUUGGUGCAGCUUCAAAAUCUUCUUGAAUCUUGGUUUCCUGCAUGUAUUUAUAAAGGAAAGAGACUAGAAAUUGUAUAGAAUUCUUCAUCUUCUCUUUGAUGUCAUAAUAAAAUGCAUCUUUUCUUUUUCUUUCA